CUAUAAAUUCCUCCUCGUCCCUUAUGUUCUAAGGUUUCAAGCGCCGUCGCCACAUAAAAGAUAGGAGAGAGGAGAGGGAAAAAAAAAGUGGUCAGGUAUACCUGAAAGGUUAAAAACGUCAGAAAAAAAAAUGACUGCAACGGAGUUACAGUUACGGUUACCCGCUGGCUUUCGGUUCCAUCCAACGGAUGAGGAACUGGUGAUGCACUAUCUCUGCCGUAAAUGUGCGUCUCAGUCUAUCGCCGUCCCUAUUAUCGCCGAACUCGAUCUUUACAAAUACGAUCCUUGGGAUCUUCCUGAUUUGGCGUUGUACGGUGAGAAAGAGUGGUAUUUCUUUUCACCGAGAGACAGGAAAUAUCCGAACGGUUCAAGGCCGAACCGUGCGGCCGGGUCUGGGUACUGGAAGGCAACCGGAGCUGAUAAGCCGAUUGGGCAACCGAAACCGGUCGGUAUUAAAAAGGCUUUGGUGUUUUACUCCGGGAAAGCUCCGAAAGGAGAGAAAACUAAUUGGAUUAUGCAUGAGUAUCGAUUAGCCGACGUGGACCGCUCGGUUCGCAAGAAGAACAGCCUAAGGUUGGACGAUUGGGUGCUGUGCCGGAUUUACAAUAAGAAAGGUUGCAUCGAAAAACAACCUCCGCGAGGAAGCGUUACGAAAAAAGCUAGCGUGACGGAGAUUGAGGAGAGUAAGCCGGAUAAUGGGACACUAGGCGUGGAGGCGUGUGAAUUUCCGCCGGCAGUGACGGCGGUGGGUAACGAUUACGUAUAUUUCGACUCGUCGGAGUCGGUCCCGAGGGUUCACACGGACUCGAGCUGUUCGGAACAUGCGGUGUCUCGGGAAUUCAUGACUGAGGUUCAAAGCGUUCCCAAAUGGAAGGAAGAAUUGGGAAUGGCCAACAAUAAUGCCCUGGAUUUCGCUUAUAAUUACUUGGAUACCAAUAUGGAUAUCGGAUUUGCUUCACAGAUGCAGACUAGUAAUCAGCUGUCGCCAUACCAGGAUAUAUUUAUGUACCUGCAGAAGCCAUUUUAGAGGAGAAAAUAAAUUUGGGCGUUGCAAUUGAAGGGAUACUGUGUUUUGGCGUAUCGCUGGGUAACACGAGACUGAAAGUCCAUGAGUGUACCGGUGGGCGUGCGCGUAGAUAAAAAGAAGCUGCUUAAACUUUGAAAUUGGUAGAUAGAACGGGAAAGCCGGGGGGAGGUUGUUGAUUAGUUGUUUAUAUAAAAUCAGAGAGCUAAAAUUUGAUGAUUAAAAUAUAUUUUAGAUUUUAAUAUUUGUAUUUUCGGAAUUUAAUUUCUUUUAUUUUUAAAA
Messenger RNA from Gossypium raimondii (Peruvian cotton), 1306 nucleotides. Its product is annotated as NAC domain-containing protein 2. The record is from RefSeq and is a predicted model, not a curated record. The coding region runs from base 131 to 1027 and encodes 298 amino acids. The transcript is spliced from 3 exons. Gene Ontology annotation, molecular function: DNA binding. Lineage: Eukaryota; Viridiplantae; Streptophyta; Magnoliopsida; Malvales; Malvaceae. Gene Ontology annotation, biological process: regulation of DNA-templated transcription.